Messenger RNA from Owenia fusiformis, 1752 nucleotides. The record is from the annotation of a GenBank genome assembly. NCBI's taxonomy places the organism in Eukaryota, Metazoa, Annelida, Polychaeta, Sabellida, Oweniidae.
UUACAAAACCAUAAAGAACUGGGUCGAAUUUGAACCAUCUAUCAUCGGAAGAGUAAAUGAAUGAACUGACAGUCCAAGUCUAAAGGCCACACAUGAAAUAAGAGAUAAAACACGUGUUAUUAUUUACACUUUGAAUCCUUGCCACCAAAAUGUAUCCAUUUUCUUGAUUGGAUAAGACUGACGUCAUCGCCUGAAAUAGAAUUUUAUCCGGGGAAUUCGCUUGCGCAAGCGCAGAAGACUCUAAAUCGCCAUAUUGAUUGCCGUUGGACUUUCAACCAAAGAAAUGUUUUGGUUUUUCACAUGAUUUAGAAGCAGGUCCUGACUCAUAGGGGAGCAACAUUUAAGUGAUUACAUAGAGCUGAUAGUUGAUUGUGAAGGUAGAAAAUUUGCUGAUGAAGAGGAGUUGAAGUUUUUACAUUUAUACCUCAAAAGUUCAAAAGCAUGGGAGCAUUUUUAGAUAAGCCCAAGACUGAAAAACAUAAUGAAACAGGGGGUGGCAAUGGCCUACGCUUUGGCCUCGCCAGCAUGCAAGGCUGGCGUGUUGAGAUGGAAGAUGCACAUACAGCUAUGAUCGGCCUUGAAAAUGGUCUUACUGAUUGGUCAUUUUUUGCCGUCUUUGACGGUCAUGCGGGUAAAAAUGUAUCGGAGUAUGCAUCAAGAAAAUUAAUAGAAUCAAUUGGUAAUAAUAAAGACUUUAUGAAAGCCUUAGAACAGGGAGAUCCUACCAGUCCGCUUAUGAUACAGGCUAUAAAAAAUGGAUUUUUGGAGUUGGACGAAAAAAUGCGAAAAAUCCCUGAAAUGCUGAAUGGAGAAGAUAAGAGUGGGUCUACAGCCAUCUGUGCAUUAGUAUCACCAACACAUAUUUAUUUUGCAAACUGUGGCGACUCACGUGGACUUCUGACUUCCAGUGGAGCUGUGAAAUUUCAUACUCAGGAUCACAAACCUAGUAAUCCCAUAGAGAAAGAGCGUAUUCAAAAUGCUGGAGGAAGUGUAAUGAUUCAAAGAGUAAAUGGAUCACUUGCAGUUUCCAGAGCUUUAGGGGAUUAUGAUUAUAAAAAUGUUGAGGGCAAGAGUCCAGUUGAACAAUUAGUUUCACCAGAGCCUGAAAUUAAUAUUAUCGCAAGGACAGAUCAAGAUGAAUUUGUCGUGUUAGCUUGUGAUGGGAUCUGGGAUGUUAUGACAAAUGAUGACCUCUCCAACUUUGUGCGGUCCAGAAUUCGUCUAACUGAUAAUCUAGAGACCAUCUGUAAUCAAGUUAUUGACUGUUGUUUAUACAAGGGGAGUCGGGACAACAUGAGCAUAGUGAUAGUAGCUCUCCCUGGAGCCCAACCAGUGUCCGAAGAUGAAAAGAAAAAAGAGCAAGAUUUAGAUAAGCUUCUAGAAACCAAGAUACAAGAUAUCAUAAAUUCAUCUGAGCCCCACGAUGCUGACCUGCCAUACAUAAUGCAUGUGCUGGACAAUGAAGAAAUAGAGGGCCUCCCACCUGGAGGAGGGCUCUGUGCCAAACGUCAAACAAUAGACAGCAUUUUGAAAAGGUUGCGUCCUGAUGCGGCAGGUGAUUCAUCAGUAAGUAACUUAUCCACAAUGCGACAGAUGAACUUCCUUAGACAUGUUGCACCGAAGAAAUGACUGAACGCUUGCAUGACUAGAUCUGAUGAUGAAGAACAAGAGGCCUAGAACAUGCAGACGUCCAACUCAACAGAUGACUCUCUGUGAAAGAACAUAUUAUAGAAUCACUCCAUACGUUCACUG